Messenger RNA from Pecten maximus, 3072 nucleotides. Its product is annotated as GPI inositol-deacylase-like. Gene Ontology annotation, molecular function: phosphatidylinositol deacylase activity. Gene Ontology annotation, biological process: endoplasmic reticulum to Golgi vesicle-mediated transport; GPI anchor metabolic process. Gene Ontology annotation, cellular component: endoplasmic reticulum. Lineage: Eukaryota; Metazoa; Mollusca; Bivalvia; Pectinida; Pectinidae. Bases 116 to 2821 code for a protein of 901 amino acids. The transcript has 27 exons. The record is from RefSeq and is a predicted model, not a curated record.
GUUAAAAAACGCUUCUUACUAGAGUUGCUGCAUUUAGAGCGUUUAUUAGAUGUAGAUAUAUUAUUCCGUUCGGAAUGCCUUUGCGUUCUUUGAUAUCAAAUGAGAACAUUUCAUCAUGGCGGUAGUUCGAGCUGGGUUUGCUGCAGUGUGUGUCGGCAUUCUUGUAUACGGAAUUCUGGAUAUGCUGACUAAUUUUGAAGAAAACCAAUGUGAAAUGACGUACAUGUUCGAAAUGCCAGAAUAUGUGAACAUUCCUUUGGGAGAUGAAGUGAAGAAGACAUAUCCCAGAUAUGGACUGUAUGUGUAUGGGGAGGGGGAUUAUGCCAGAUAUGUAAGUAACAUGAAUCUUCAAGGGGUACCUGUUCUGUUCAUCCCUGGUAAUGCUGGAAGUCACAAGCAAGCCCGAUCCCUUGCAUCAGUGGCAUUAAGACGUGUUGAAGAAAAAAAACCAAACUUCCAUUUCAAUUACUUCACAGUGGAUUUAAAUGAGGAGAUGAUGGGUCUGUAUGGUGGGACCUUACAAGACCAGACAGAAUUUGUGCACCUGUGCAUGACAAAGAUCUUGACACUGUAUGGAGAAGCUCCAAUGCCUCCUUCCUCUGUAGUAUUAGUGGGACACUCCAUGGGUGGAAUAAUUGCCCGAGCACUAUUCACACUUCCUGAUUUUGACCCCAGUCUGGUUUCCGUCAUUAUCACACAGGCUACCCCACACCAGGGUCCUGUUAUUCCAUUCGACAAGACGCUGUCCACAUUUAUAACAACUGUAAACAACUAUUGGGUGGAGCAUGGUAACAGUAGCCUUAGUCAUGUGACCAUUGUUUCUACUGGUGGAGGUCACCGCGAUGUCCUAGUCAGGAACAGUUUCACCUCACUUAAAGGGAUUGUUGACGAGUCCAGUGGAGUUUACACAUCAACCAUGUCUGUUCCUAAUGCUUGGGUAUCUACUGACCACCUGUGUGCUGUGUGGUGCCGACAGAUGAUUCUGGCUACCACACGGGUUUUGUUUGAUAUCACUGACCCCAUUACAUCCCAAAUUAGCACUGACAAAACCUUGAGGAUGAAUGUGUUCCGACAUCACUUCCUGUCACAUUCUGGACCCUUAGCAUAUACCAAGUCAUUUGAAAAGGAGAUAACCCUUGACCCUGCCAUAGUGUGGGUGGAGAAAUCAGAAAAGCUGUGGGAGUACGCCAGGGCUAAGGUGCCUAGGACACGUUACCUAGCUGUUCCUAUCCCUAGGGAAGGUGUUGACUCUCUGGUGGCCAUCAGUGAUGUGCUAUCCAAUGAUUGGAUCUGUGCUUGUAAACUGAAGGAAGGAGAUAAACAAUGCAAAAAGUGUACAAACCUGUCUGAUAGAGGAAAACUCAUCCCUCCAAGGAACUCUGGGAGAAAGGUAGUCCAUCUGGAGUUAUCAGAGCUGACUGACAUGACACAUGUCAUCUUGAUUGUUCCACAAUCCUUUGACAAAGCAGAGGUGAUGGUUGAUCUGUAUAACCAGGGCGAGCGCCAUCUUGCCUACCGUAUGCCUGGCUUUAUAGAUAUUAUGAUGACGUAUCCUGAAAGCAUCACCAAGAGUGCCAGUACCCUGACCCUCUACAACGACACCCUGUUUUACAGUCUGAAGUUACAGGGAAUAGACACACUACUGAAGGCCUAUAGGGUCUAUCUCAGGCCCAAAUACUGUGUCAAGCAAAGCAAUCCAGAUCUGCAUGCAGGUAGUGUGAUGAUGUUUCAUGUCCCUUGGAGUAAUGAAGACACAUACUCAUCUAACAGAAAUGAUGAGGUGGGUACUUUGGCCCUUAAGCUACAAAGUGGCAUACCUGUGGCUGAGAAUGAUGGGGACCUGGAGCUGCGUGUCUACACAGAUCCAUCCUGUACCUACCGGCUGGACUUUGUGGCUGCUCCCUCUGACAUGCUGGGUCAGCUGGUGAGAUUCUAUGGCCCUCUACUUCCUGCUUACAUGGUGGCUGUGCUACUACUGGGUCUUAUACAACAGCUCUUCAUCAUUACUAGGGAUGGAAGUUGCCCGAGUAUUCUGGAUGCCAUAGCUGCCAAUGCUCAGCCAUUCAAACUAAUCCCAGUGGUGAUGUUGUUGCUGGGUCUCCUUCAACACCCAAGUGUACAACCAGUCAGUAGAGUGAUGGGCCUACCAGAGUUGGAUGUUGUGUUCCUUGAUAGUCAGGGUAUAAACCUACGCUUCCUGCCCUUACUCCUUUUCUUCAUCUCUCAGGGUCUUGUUAACUUUGAGUGCUAUUUUGUCUCCAAGGUGUUCACCAUCAUCAGCACCUUGACCGGUCUCCUGUUAUCCAGAUUUUUAGGAAAUAUUGGGACUUUAUGGAGGAAAUUAGAGAUUUUCCUUGUGGGCUUUGCCAUAGUAAGCUCGAUCCUCAUCUGUAGUUCACUUGGUAUCCUGAUAAUGUAUUUUAUGAUAUUUAUAAAGCUUCUCACAUUGAAAUACCAGUCAAGUGAGUCGGCGGCCGAGGUCAGCAGAUUCCACUUCUUUUUCUCUGUAUACCUAUUAUGGCUGUGGAUGAUGAUCAUUAAUAUACCAGUUUUAAUCACUUGGGCCAAAAACCUCAAAUAUUCUAUUUUACUGUAUGGUGAUGAUAACCUUGUACCAGCAACAUUGGGGGUGACAGCCUUAGGAACAAUCCUCCUUCUGGAUAACCCCCUCCCUCCAAGAAUAAACUACAGAGCUUGGUACUUUGGUAUCUAUGGCGGUGCUGUGGUGAUGCUACUGUACAGUACUGUGUCGUUGUUCCGUGUACCCUACAUCAUCGUGUUUACACUGUCCCUCAUCGCCACCUGUCAAGCCAUUCUGUAGGAUAAGCCCACCCAAACAAACCAGUCCCAACAACAUCAACCAAUAAACAGCCUUGUUACAAAUGUAUUUUGACCACAACCUGCUAUAGUGCUGACCAUGGACAAGUUGUUUUUUUAAGAUUUUAUAUCAGGAUCACUUGAAAACAGUGAAUGAUUUUCAAGGAUUAUAUAGUAAGAUAAAAAAUCUAGCAAAUUAUGUUUAUACUUACAUGUUUAAUAUAUUCUGUUACCAAAUAAAGAACCAUGUCCUGU